UUGGAGAUCAGAAAACGGGUGCGUCUGGAGCUGGCGCUGGACGCGGCAGCAUCCUCGUGCGCCAACAGCCGAGCGCGAGGAGCUGCACGAUCACCUAGCAGCCCUCCGCAUCCAUCAUCCCCACCAGAAGGCUUGGUGUCGGAUGGGUAUUCUCGGACUCAGCAAGCGGCACCUGCCGCUGGUGGAGCACGUCGCAUGCUUUGGUCACAAAUAAUGAACGCAAACGCACUGCGGGCGUACUUUAGGGCAAAAGGGGAAGAAACCAGAUGUUUGGCAUAUCGGGCUCGGAUGCAUCGCUUGUUUGGAGAGCUGGAGCCAACUCUAUCCGUCACUGAGCAAAACCUGGCAGACCGAGUUCGGUACAUCCUGCGCUCCAACAUAUUUGGUGACGCCGAACUCGAACGACUACGACGUGAGGCCGUUUCCUCAUCGAAUGGAAAUGCUACGGCUGGGAAUGCGGCGCCACUAAUUGCGCAGCAAACUGCAAAUGUGGAUGCUGCCGUCAAUAUUCCAUUUGUGGUUGAUUCAGACGAUGAUGAAAUAGCCCCCCACGAACUAGAGAAAAUGAGGAGCAUAUUGGAAGAGUCGAUGCUAGAAACGCGCAGCAUGCCUCUCGAAAAUCGACCGCGACUUCCCCGCAUACCCCUUAGCAAGCGAAAUCGGGCUGUCGUGCGGGCUCUUAACCCAAUGCUGGUGACCUAUUUGAAAGCCAGCCGGGACCUUUGA
This is a messenger RNA of Parnassius apollo (apollo), 726 nucleotides long. Lineage: Eukaryota; Metazoa; Arthropoda; Insecta; Lepidoptera; Papilionidae. The record is from the annotation of a GenBank genome assembly.